AAUAUUGUGCUCCCUUACGGAGCUUCCAUUUCAGUAAUGCCACCCAGACCGCUUCUUCUUUUCCCAAUUCCGUAUUCCUGUUCUGAUUGUCAUGCUGAGGAUGUGACAAGGUCCCCAUCUUUUUUCCUGAAGUGAUGCAGAUCAUCAUUGGGGGAUGAUGGGCAUCACUCACUCCAUUUCUCUGUGAUCCUGCCAUGGCUUGUGUGCCUUGUUCCAACACUAGCGAAUUCCCCUUCUUGGCAGACAGACAUGCUCGUCUUAUACUGGCCCAGAUCAACAAGAUGAGAUGUGGGCAGCACUUCUGUGAUGUGCAGCUCCAGGUUGGUGAAGAAGUAUUUAAAGUCCACCGGCUUGUCUUGGCUGCAAGCAGUCCUUAUUUUGCAGCUCUGUUUGCAGGAGGGAUGAAAGAGUCUUCAAAGGAUGUUGUACGGAUCCUAGGUGUGGAGGCUGACAUCUUUCAGAUCCUGCUGGACUUUAUUUACACAGGCAUAGUCAGCAUUGGUGAAAGUAAUGUCCAGGAGUUGAUUGUGGCAGCAGACAUGUUCCAACUCACGGAAGUGGUAGACCUUUGCUGUGAAUUUCUGAAGGGGCAGAUUGAUCCUUCAAACUGCAUUGGACUCUUCCAGUUCUCCGAGCAAAUUGCCUGUCACGAUCUGCUAGAAUUCACAGAGAAUUACAUCCAUGCCCACUUCCUGGACAUCCAGGACGGAGAGGAAUUCCUGGCUCUGACAAAAGACCAGCUCAUUAAGAUCUUGCGAAGUGAGGAACUGAGCAUAGAAGAUGAGUAUCAGGUUUUCAUAGCUGCAAUGCAAUGGAUUCUGAAGGACCUCGGGAGAAGAAAGAAACACGUGGUGGAAAUACUGGAUACAGUUCGAUUUCCGCUGUUACCCCCACAAAGACUCUUGAAAUACAUAGAAGGGGUUCCUGAUUUCAGCCUUCGAGUGGCCCUUCAAACCCUGUUAAAAGAAUACUGUGAAGUUAGUAAAUCUCCAAAGGAGAGCAAGGUUAGCAGUUUCCUGCAGGCGGCAAAGGCACGUCCCAGGAGGAAAGCCAGGAAGUACCUGUAUGCAGUAGGUGGAUAUACUCGCUUGCAGGGAGGCCGUUGGAGUGACAGCAGAGCUCUCAGUUGUGUGGAGCGUUUUGACACUUUCAGUCAGUACUGGACUACUGUGUCUUCUUUACACCAGGCUCGAAAUGGGUUGGGAGUUGCAGUAGUCGGAGGAAUGAUCUAUGCUAUUGGAGGUGAAAAAGACUCUAUGAUAUUUGAUUGUACUGAACGUUACGAUCCUAUUACUAAACAGUGGGCAGCUGUAGCAUCUAUGAACCAUCCUCGCUGUGGACUUGGAGUGUGUGCUUGUUAUGGUACCAUCUAUGCUUUUGGAGGCUGGGUUGGAGCAGAGAUUGGCACCUCAAUUGAACGUUUUGAUCCUGAAGAGAAUAGCUGGGAAGUGGUGGGCAGCAUGGCUGUGCCACGCUACAAUUUUGGGUGCUGUGAAAUGCAAGGUUUAAUUUAUAUUGUUGGGGGCAUCGGUAAUGAAGGAAUAGAACUGUGUUCUGUCGAAGCCUAUGAUCCAAUAUCUAAGCGCUGGUCUGCACUCCCUGAAAUGGGCACCAGAAGGGCAUAUCUGGGUGUGGCUGCUCUGAAUGACUGUAUCUAUGCUAUUGGAGGAUGGAAUGAGACUGAAGAUGCCCUUCCAAGUGUUGAGAAAUACUCUUUUGAAGAGGAAAAAUGGAUAGAAGUUGCUUCAAUGAAGGCCCCAAGAGCUGGAGUAUGCGUUGUAGCUGUGAACGGCCUCCUUUACGCCACUGGAGGAAGGACUGCCAGUUACGAUUCAGCUGCCCCAGUAACAUCAGAUUCUGUGGAGGUUUAUAAUCCGCAUUUGGAUACUUGGACUGAAAUUGCUAACAUGAUCACCAGCCGCUGUGAGGGAGGUGUGGCAGUGCUCUGAAGAAUAGAACACUUAAAAACAACUAAGAUUGGGGAGUGGAUUUUUAAGGAAUGGUGACAAUUUGGGCACCUUCUAAGAAAGAUUGAAUUUGGAGACUUCCAUUCACAGGCUCUACUGAAACUGUAUGCUUCUCCAUGUGGAGCACAGACUUCAUAGGUGAUGGUUGGUUGGUGCCCUUGACACUUGGGAAACCCUUUGCUGUUCGUCACAUGCCAAGACACAAUCAGAAUGCAGCUGGACUUGCUGUAUUUGGAGUGGAGAAGGUUGAAAUUGUCCUAACCACAUUACUUCUUAAUGGGGAUCCUGAGCAACAUAAUUUUCGUCUCAUGAAAAUCCACUAUAUUAUUUAUUUAUUUAUGAGCUGACUUUGGCCUUCCAUAGCCUAAAUUAGUUUCCUUGGAGAAAUGCAACAAAAUGAUAGAGCUGUUGUUUACGUACUUGUUUGGGACUUUUGUUUUAGCUGCUCAUUGCCUUUAGGAAUAAGUCAAACUUGCUUACAAAAUGAAAGUAGUUUACAUCUCA
Molecule: messenger RNA, 2471 nt
Organism: Lacerta agilis (Sand lizard)
Lineage: Eukaryota; Metazoa; Chordata; Lepidosauria; Squamata; Lacertidae
Gene: IPP
Product: intracisternal A particle-promoted polypeptide
Exons: 9
Coding region: 195-1949 (584 amino acids)
Molecular function (GO): actin binding
Source: RefSeq, a predicted model, not a curated record